Messenger RNA from Phaeodactylum tricornutum CCAP 1055/1, 1489 nucleotides. RefSeq lists its product with no specific name. Gene Ontology annotation, biological process: pyrimidine nucleotide-sugar transmembrane transport. The record is from RefSeq and is a predicted model, not a curated record. Gene Ontology annotation, molecular function: pyrimidine nucleotide-sugar transmembrane transporter activity. NCBI's taxonomy places the organism in Eukaryota, Bacillariophyta, Bacillariophyceae, Surirellales, Neidiaceae. The transcript is spliced from 2 exons. Gene Ontology annotation, cellular component: Golgi membrane. Bases 299 to 1489 code for a protein of 396 amino acids.
CAAAUAUUCAAAUGUAUGGCUAUUUUCAAAACUUGUGUCAUACGAGAAAGUAAUAGCAGCUUGUUGUAAUCGAGUGACAUUGACUGUGAGUGACCGUGAUUCUCCGGUUUUGGUUGUACGCCUCUCGACUACGAACCAUUUUGGGGUGCGUGACUUGCGUGAAUCUUAUGCGAAAGCCACUCGGGAAUGACUCGUUCCCGUGACUUUGCUGCCGAAAAGCCCUCGAGAGUCUGCCUUCUCGAUUCGCUGGGAUCGGGACCGACCCAUUCCCCUCCCCAUUACAAGGUCCAUCAACACCAUGGCAAUGGAAAAGCGGAACAACUCGGCCCGCCGAGCGGUAGAAACCAAAUCAUCCAUCGACGGAAUCGAGGAAGGCCUCGCGAUGGAGGAACGCGAGUCGCUCGUGGAGGGCUCGUCUCCCGCCUCGGGGGACCGUACGCACAUCGGAGCCAACCAAACCAAUCCGGAUACCGCCCACAGCACCGUCGACGCUGGCGACAAGAAAAAAGAGGUUCCCGCCGGAGUCAUUACCAGCACUGCUUUGAUGGUUCUCAUUCUCCUCGCCGUACAGAAUUGCUCCAAGAAUUUGUUGAUGCGCUACGUCAUGAAAGACCAGCCCAAGUUCCUUACGUCGGCGGCUGUUUUGGGCAGUGAAUUUACCAAAUUGUCUCUCAGUGUCGGCUACAUUCUGUUUGUACAGCACCGAUCUCCCCAAACCAUCUUUCGUUACCUGAAAGAAGACAUGCGCAACACAAUGCUUUUGGCCGUCCCGGCUUCGGCCUACAAUUUGCAAAUGAGCUUGGAAUACGUCGCCCUAGCUAAUUUGAACGCGGCGGCCUUCUCCGUCCUCGUACAGACCAAGCUCAUUUUUACCGCUUCCUUUGCCGCAGCUGUCCUCCGGAAACGCCUGCGUUACGCUCAAGUCAUUUCACUCGUCUUGCUCACGGCCGGCGUCAUGCUCUGCAACUACAAGGGCGGAAGUGUCGACGUCGACACCAACGGUAACUCCACCAAGGGCAUUCUUGCCACGCUCGGUAUCGCCCUUUCGUCCGGUUUCGCCUCGGUAUACACGGAAAAAGUCAUCAAAGGCCAAGGAUCCACCAAACGGUCCGUCAAUAUUGAAGACUACGGCCUCGCCUACACCCAAGUACAACUGGCCCUGAUGAGUCUCUUGACUAUUGGUGUUUACGCCAUUGCCAGCGAUUUUGCCGCCAUUGUCCGGGACGGACUGUUUUACAACUUUACGUCGGCCGCCUUUGCCUCGGUACUCAUGUCCGCCCUUGGCGGACUCAUCGUGGCGUCCGUACUCAAGUACGCCGAUUCCGUUUUGAAAGGUUACGCCACGGCCAUGUCGGUCAUUCUGACCGGUCUACUUUCCAUGGUGCUCUUUGGUACCACCUUGUCCGUAAUCUAUUUCAUGGGGAUCAUCAAUGUUGUCAUGGCGGUUUUGUUGUACAAUGCCAAGGAUUUGGAUCGCUUCGUGUGCUGA